Molecule: messenger RNA, 977 nt
Organism: Labrus bergylta (ballan wrasse)
Lineage: Eukaryota; Metazoa; Chordata; Actinopteri; Labriformes; Labridae
Source: RefSeq, a predicted model, not a curated record
ACACCAAACAGGAAACUGUUAACCUUAUACUGCCCAGCUGGUUUAUUAUCAUCAUACAAGCACAGUUUAGCAUUUGUAUGGACAUACACAAGUGAUGGCUACGGACUGUGGUCAUAAACUCUGGGUUAUCUUGUGUAUUCCAGCUUCAUGUAAAUUUGCUAUAUGGUGGCUUUAACUGUUGUGUUUUUAAAUAUAACCUUUAUGUCACCCACCAACUCUUCACUUUGCUGCUGUGUUGGCUGUCACGUUGAAGAAGAACGCCCCAAAUACAAGCCUUUGGUCACACAGCUUGCAGCCCCUAAAAUCCCCGAGGGGGAGAGGGUGGACUUUGAUGAUAUCCACAGGAAACGGAUGGAGAAAGAUCUUCUGGAGCUUCAGACUUUGAUCGAUGUCCACUUUGAGCAGAGGAAGAAAGAGGAGGAGGAGUUGAUAGGACUCAAAGACAGGAUCGAGAGUCGCCGGGCAGAACGAGCAGAGCAGCAGCGUGUGAGGGCUGAAAAAGAGCGAUGCAGACAGACGAGGAUUGCGGAGGAGAGACAGAGGAAAGAAGACGAAGAGGCCAAGAAGAGAGCCGAUGAUGAGGCCAAGAAGAAGAAAGUUCUCUCCAACAUGGGGGCUCACUUUGGAGGGUUCCUGGCCAAGGUUGAGCAGAGGCGAGGCAAAAAACAAACUGCGCGGGAAAUCAAGAAGAAGACUUUGGCAGAGAGACGCAAGCCGCUGGCUAUUGAGAACCUGCGAGAAGACGGCCUGAGAGAGAGAGCCAAGGAGAUGUGGGAAUGUAUCUACCAGCUGGAGUCAGAUAAAUUUGACCUGACUGAGAAGAUGAGGAGGCAGAAGUAUGAGAUCAAUGUCCUUCUGAACAGAAUUCAACAUGCUCAGAAAUUCAAAAAGGUCCACGGGAAAGGCAAGGUUGGAGGACGCUGGAAGUGAACUCACAAAGGAAGAAGAUGGCUCACUAGUUUCAGUCGAAGAUUGCA